UUAUUUAUUAUGGCUCCUCGUUCUGCGGCUGCUUGAAAUGAGAUACAUUCCUCGAAAAUAACUGAAAACUCCUAAAAUUACGAGUAAGUGUACAAAUAGAUGUUUAGUCUGUGUAUACACGUUGGAGUUGAGGGUUAUUUUCACGGCGCACAUGGAAACCUGGCUCCAUUCUCUCUUUAUAGGCUUUUACGCCAUGUUUAGUGCGCUUUAUAUGAAUCCAAUAUGAAUGAUUUGGGAUUGACCCAGGUAGGAGGAAAUGCUCUAGCUAUAAAAUAUAACUGCUUUCACACUCUGAAACACAUUUGAUGAGACUUGUCCUUGACGGUGUUUUGCGACCUCUAGCGGUCAAUCGUUGAAUAGCAAAAACAGCGCCACUCCGGACGAUACCGUUUACAAAGAAAGGGGUUUCUUUAACAAGCAACAAAGAAAUAAUACAUUAUUAUCAUAAAAAAAAUGACAUGUUAUAUCUUUUAAGAAUUACGUGCAUGUUGGUGUUGUGUAUUUAUAAAAGAGAGGAGGUAUAAAACAUGAAGCUGCCGCGGUGUGGUCACCCCCCUAUAAGAACAGAGAUGGUAUGUACCCGGUAGUGUUGAAAGCUGAGCAGCUCGGUGCAGUUUGUUGUUGUUAGGGGAAUUUUUGUGUAGCAGUAAUUCUCUCCUCUCCGCCGCUUCCGGUGUAACGGUUAGAUAAGGAGUUCGGUUUCCUCCAUCUUUAUUAUUUUCAUUUGUAGUGAACCGGUAGGUUAUUUCCCUCCUCGUCCUCCCGCCAUGGCUCUGCGCGGCAGCGUCGGGGCCUCGGCGUUACCCAGCGAGCUAAUCGUUCACAUCUUCUCGUUCCUGUCGGAGCGGGACAAGCUGCGGGCCUCGGCCGUGUGCACGCGCUGGAGGGAGUGUCUGUUUUAUCCCGCACUGUGGAGCGAGCUCAAACUGCGCUUCGGUACCGGGAUCGGAACCGGAUCAGGACCGGGACAAGGAUCGGGAUCAGGAUCCGGACCGGAAGAGGACACCCCGAGGCUCCAGUUCCUCAUGCGACGGUUCGGCUCGUUCGUGCGCGAGCUGCAGCUGGAGUUCGGCCCGUUGGACGCGUGCGGAGAAGAACCGCAGAGUCACGAGCGCUGGAGAACCGCAACGCUCACCUACCUGCAGCACGCGCUGUGUGUGUUCAGCAACCUGAGGAACAACAGGAACCUGCAGAAGCUCAGUUUGUACGGAGACACCUUCGUUCUUCAGGACGAGGUUCAGCAGGACGGCUCUUACCUCAGCCAGGUCGACCGAGGAGGCAAGAAGAUCAAAGAGAUGCAGCAGCUUUUUAAGGAUUUCCUGUCGAACACGAGACAGUUGAAGUGGCUCUCCUGUUCCUUCAUGCCGGGCGUUUUAACCCCGCGCUCUCUGUCCUCGCUGUCCAACCUGAGUACUGAGACCCUGCAUCACCUGAGUCUCCUGGACCACCAGACCUCCAGCCUGCUGCUCUCCUCAGAGCUGCAGCGUCUCUCCAACCUGCGCUCGCUCUCCAUCGACUACUGCACCUUUUCCUCCUCCAUGUGCCAGCUGUUAGCCGACCCCAACCGAGCGCCGCUGUUGCGUUUAUCUCUGCUGCUCAACGGCACCGCCCUGGAGGCCGACUCUCUUGACUGCACCGCGUCCGAUUCGGACCUGACGGCUCUGACGAGGCGAAACGCAGACCUGCGCGUGUUCCUGAUGGCGCUGGAUGUGUGUGACGAAGUGCUGGAGAGGGUCCUGAAGCCCAGCCUGCCUCUGGAGCGGAUCCACGUGGACAGUUACAUCGCGCCGCUCAGAGACACCUUCCUCGAGCGCGUCUCACUCCAGUACCACAAAACCCUCACGCAUUUCGUCCUGACGAGAGACGACGGACGAUUCCCCGACCUCAGCGGAAACCGGAACGAGGACCCACUGGUGCUGCUGGCGUGGCGUUGUGUUCAUCUCUCUGUGCUCGUCAUCCACGGUUACACGCUGUGGUCUCACAACCUGGUGGCCAUCUCUCGGCUGCGUGGCUCGAGUCUGCGCGUCCUGGACGUUUUGGAGGAGGGCAUCGACUUCGACCCGGACCAGGCCCUGUUCUCUACGGGCGACCCGGUGCAGACGCUGGUGAAGGAGGUGUCGCAGGGUCUGGGCCGCGCCUGGCACCCGUCCAUCGCCACAGAGAACAGCGCCAUCAUCAGCGACCCCAUGCUGCACUUCCACCGUGAGAUGCAGAGCUUCAGCGAGAACGUCUAGAGUCUCUCUCUCUCUCUCUCUCUCUCUCCUUUUUUUUUUUUUUUUUUUUUUCUUCUUCUAGUGUGUGUCGAUUUGUUCUGCUGAUCACACCCACUGCGAGGUCCUCUACACUCUUCUACGUGCUCGUUUACAGAUGCGCGCCCACACACACACACACACACGUUCGUGUAGCGUGCACGUGUAUGUACGAGCUACACUUCCCUUUUUUUUUUUUUUUUUUCUUUCUUCUUUUCCCCCUCUUCUGUUUCUGUAUGUACCGCUGCUCUCACCUCCACUAUGAGGCAGUGAACGUGUCAAGUUUUAUUUAAUCCUUUCCUGCUUUUACGUUCACUUCUCUCUCUGUCUUUUCUUUCCCUCGCAGUGGGACUUAACGCUCUGUAUUUGUACGUAAUAUGCCAGUUACAUCUUUUUAUUUCUUUUUAUUUCCUGUGUGAAUGAAUCCUCUGUAUUUCCUCUGUAUGUGCCGUGUUUAACCAGUAUUAUUAGUGCUUAUAUAUUUAUAUCGGUCUAUAUAUCCUGCUUACGGAUAGCCGCCUAUAAGUUGGUAGCUCGCUGAUGAAUGGAUGCUAGAGAGGGGCUUUAUUAUUAUUAUUAUUAUUAUUAUUAUUAUUAUUAUUAUUACUUAACUGCUUCGUUCAUAAAAUCUCAAUCUGGAGUUACCUCAGACUAUCAGCUCCAUCACGAUCAGGCGAGACGAGUCUUCCAGCUGAGCGUGAGAAGCUGAGAGAUGAUUGGCUGGAACCUGGCAGCCUUCCACUUUGUUCAUCAGUUCCUGUUGGUUAGAUUUCUUGGUGGUGGUGAUGAUGAUGAUGAAGGUGGUGGUGUGUUUUUGUUUUGGAAGUGUACACUUUGGCUGAGCGUUUCCGAUUAUAGACGCUUCACGUAGAGUCCUUUAGCACAAUAUCGGGACUCUUGCUCUGUCUCAGGUAGGAGAACGGAGAUGAUGAUGAUGAUGAUGAUGAUGAUGAUGAUGAUGAUUAUUUCAGUUACUUUCAAUCGUUCUAGUCGGUUUGUUUUUAAUUGGAUUCUCCUCCCGAGAUCUCAGGUCACAGGAUCUCAGGAUCUCGAUACUUUUUCCUCUUUGGGCUGAGCUGUUUGUUGUUUGAGCUCUUCCAGUCUACACACGCUGUUUGUCUGUUGUUUUUUUAUUUUUUUUUAUUUUAUAUAUACAUAUAUAUUUUUAUGAGCUUUUCCUCUUUGCUAUUUUAAAGCUCGUACAGGGAAAUGGGGGGGGGAAACAGGAAAACAUCCUGCUUUGCGUUUAGUGUUCAAACGUGGACGUUGAACUCUUCCCAAAAGGUGCACUUUUUGAAAGUUUGGAACGAAAGGUCUAGACCGACGUCGUACGUGAAAGAUGGACGUGUUUGACCGUGCGCUGACGAGAUCUCGUGCUCUCCACGGGCAGCUCAGAUGGACGCAAAGCCAACACGUUUGGGGGGGGGGAAACGGCUGUCCGUACGAAUCGUGCUGCCAAAAAUGUUUAAGCGAUAACGAUAUCGCGUGAUGGAAAUAUCAUGACGCGUCGUAUAAUCGGUUAUCGGCACACACCUAGACGAAGAAGCCAUGCAGGAAAAACUCUUCUUUUUUUUUUUUUUUAUAUUUUGUUAUAGUGAUCGCAGUGUCUCGAGUGUGUAAGGCAGAAUAUCAGCCAAAACAAGGCAAAUCGCGCAGUGAGCCGCAUCAAGCACGUGCGUGCGUGUGUGUGUGUUUUUGGUUGCGCUUUGAUGAGUGUGCAUGAGAACGUGUGAGGAGGAACCGUUUUAAAACCCUGCAUGCCAAUUAGUGCGUGUUUACCUUUCUAUUUUAGUAUCAUACCAAAAACCUAGAGAAGUGUUCUAUAUUUGUACAUUUAUUUUUUUUCUUUCCUUUUUUUUUCCGUCUUCUUUCUUUCGUCGUUGUCAUACGAGUCCGAGGGAGAAGAAUGCUGAAAGCGCUAAGGCGUCUGUGCCGUGCCUAAAUCCAGACUAGCUAUCACGCUUGUGUUCGUGUGUAACGUGUUACUGACCUAGCGUAUUUAAAGCAUCUAUGGUGUGUGUGUGUGUGUGUGUGUGUGUGUGUGUGUGUGUGUGUGUGUGUGUGUGUGUGUGUGUGUGUGUGUGUCGGAGCAGGAGGAGCGAACCACUUUUUCUCAGCGGUGAACAGGAAACAGCCGUUCUCAGGGUGUGUGUGGGCAAAAGCGCAGGUUCAGCUCAGGCCUCUUUAACCGAGCCGAUUCAUCACGGCUCACGAUAUCCUCACGAUAUCACGUUAAGAAACUCUUUUAAGUGCGUCUCGUUCAGCCCGAAAAAGGACAAGACGGCCGUCCUCAUGUUAAUCAGAUGGAGUCUGUAAUUUGAAGAUCUCCGUGGUGGUGAUGUCAUGAGCAGAUGGGUAAGCUCUGCUAAAAUUAAAUGCGGAGAGGAGAAUGUAUCAUGAUGUAUCGUUGCAUCGAUUUAUCGGCGUCUACCUACGCAAAAAAAAAAAAAAAAAAAAAAACGACAAGAAAAGUGAGUCACUGGAAUUUCAUUUUGUCGGCUGCCAAAGAUCUGAGAGACGCCUCGGCUCGGUUCUCGAAUGAUUAUUUCCCGCCGCUCCGGGGCUUCGACUGCGGCGUGUUGGGGUACCGCAGCUGUGCUGUGGCGUUAUUAUUCCGGGUUAACACCAGUAGAUCUCUCGUAUAUAAAUGCACCUGUUUUCACUGUGAAGAGCGAAUGUACUUUAACCCGAGGUCUUUCUAUCAGACCUGCUAUAAGCUGCUAUGAGACGUGUAAGGAACAUUCCACUGGGGAGUCGAAAAAAAAAAAAAAAAAAACACGGCCAAAAUGUCUGCAUGAAAUACAGAUACCUUCCUUCGUUUUUCUUUUUUUUUUUUCCUUUUCUUUUUUUCUUUUCUUUUUUUUCUUUUUGAAUAAUUUUAUUUCCUCCCUUUGCUUUUAUUUGUGUUUGUUUUUUCCUGAUUCGGAUCCGAGAGUCAGCAGGCGAUUGGGAUCUAACAUAUACAGUAACGGUGCCUCCGUUUUUGCUACGUGGAAAGGAGAUUUGUUUUCUUCCUAGAGCAGUUAAUGGAUCUUUUUCAUUUCACUCGCAUGUGCUUGGGUGCGUAGUGACCUCACACCAGUCAGUGAGACAAGAACGAUAUAUAACGAUUAGGGAUGGGGGGGACCCUCUGUAACGGCUCUCGGCUGGUUUAACAUUUCAACCACAUCAAAACAAACUAUGCAAGUGGAAAUGCGUACGAUCCGUGCGAAGCAGACGAUCCAGUGGCUCUUAACCAUUUUUUUCUUUCUGUCACUUAAACGGAAACGUCACUCGCAAUUACACUUGGCCUUAUUCUUCUUCUUCUUCUUCUUCGUCUUCUUCUUAAUAUUAUGACUAUUAUUAUUGUUUUAAGAUCUCGAUUCUUCGGAAGCCGACUCCGUUCCGUGGGUUCAGACGUGGUCUCUGUGAGACUGGCCAGCAGGCCCCAGUUAUUAAUACGUGGUACGAAUGUUGUGCAUUUGUUUAAAAUCAGGAUAGUCUGCAAUAACGCAGUGGCCAUCAGUGGGGCGUGUGCAGUGCUAAGACCGCACUGCACUGCUUAUAAACGUCACGGCGAGGUAAAAUCACGCGGAUAGGUGUCGGGCGUGUGCAGUUUUAGACUUUAUAUCGCAAUAUUUCUGACUAAUCUACAAAGAAAAACUUCUUUUUUUUCCCCCCAUUUGAUCAAAAAUAUGAAACAAGAAGCAACUUUUAUGCCAGUCUUAAGUGUUAACGUUAGGGGCGGAGCUUCAGUUCAAUUUGAUCAUCCAAUCACAGACAAGGUCAUGUUAGAUCGCUAGCUUUUGUUUUCGUUUCCUCAGCGUAAAAAGUAAGACAGAGCUUACUUUAUGGCGCAGUACAAUAAUUUAUAGCAUUGUUAGCUAGUGUUACUGUCAUCUCUGUUGCUGUAGAGCUCAGAUAUUGCAUAGCUAGCUAAAAUUUACAUAAACUAUUUUUAUUGUAAUAUAAAACUGGUAUAUGCGCUGUCUAGCAAGUUAGCUAAUGUUAAUUAGGCUGUUUAUUGUGUAGAAACCAGUAGACUUUUCUUUUUUUUUUUUUUUUUUUUUUUUUUUUUUUUUUUUUUUCCUCUAGAAAGCUAAUAACUAUGAGCUAAAUUACCUAGCUUGUGUUAGGUGAACUGUCAUAUUGUGUAAUUGCAAUCUGUAAAUUAUGCUAAAGCACUACGUCAAAGAAAUGCAAAAUUAUGCGAUUGGUUGAUCAGUAAGCUCUGCUCUUGUCGACUGAGAAACAUUGGCACGGUGAGGACAUUUCAAAACUUUAUCUCUCAUUUUGAGUAUUGCGAUAUAACGCUAAUCGACACACGCCUCAUGGGUAUGUGUGUGUGUAUAUAUAAAUAUAUAUUUCACAAUAUGUACCUCAAUGCCACAUCUAAUAUAAAUCUGUGUGUCCGGGUUCUGUUUAUGAACAUGGAGAACGUUUAUAAGCGUCGUUUUUGUUUUUGCAACAAAAAAAUAAUGUAAGAAAAACUGGUUUUACCAUCUUAAAGAAGUGUAAUAUUUGGGCAGGUGUGUUGUGUCUGCUCUUUUGUCUCCAGUGAGCACAUAGCAUUGGAUUUUAUAUGUACAUCUCCAAACAGGAAGUCCUCUGGCACACGGGGUGAACAUGCCAGGCAGUGAGGGAUUUUAAUCGUGUACAGAAAGAGAUCUGAGAUCUGUUUCACCGUAAAAAGGAAGGAAAAAAACCUACGAUCCAAACAAACCGUAACAGACGUGUUGGAGAAAACCAGCAUGAUUGUUGAUUUGAAUCAAUGUGGAAUGAAUGCAAUUUCUUUUAAUCGGUAAAUAAAAGUGAUUAAAAAAGA
Ictalurus punctatus (channel catfish) is the source of this 7053-nucleotide messenger RNA. Its product is annotated as F-box only protein 33. Gene Ontology annotation, molecular function: protein binding. Lineage: Eukaryota; Metazoa; Chordata; Actinopteri; Siluriformes; Ictaluridae. Bases 768 to 2234 code for a protein of 488 amino acids. Gene Ontology annotation, biological process: positive regulation of protein ubiquitination; SCF-dependent proteasomal ubiquitin-dependent protein catabolic process. Gene Ontology annotation, cellular component: SCF ubiquitin ligase complex. The record is from RefSeq and is a predicted model, not a curated record. The transcript has 4 exons.